UCUCAUCUGAUACACAUGGACAUCACCUCUCAGGAUAAAACUGGAUUACACCCAUGUCCACUGAGGCCAGGAGCUUAAUCUUAAACUUUUUACACUAUUUACUGUGAGAAAAGGGCGACAAUUUAGAGCAGCAGUUUGGGAACAAUGUCAACAGUUGUUUCUAACAAUAAAGAAGAGACAGGAGUGAGAAGAAUGCUGUCAGACGCUUCUUCAGCUUCUACCACUGCCACUUAUAACAGCCUGAGGAGUGAGAGACUCUCACGGUUAAACUCAGAAAGAUCCACUAAUGCAUCCAAUGCAUCCAGUGACCCAGCUGUGAACCACGCCGAGUCGUACUUCUUAAAAAGAGAGCACAGACUGUCAGCACGGAGGAAAGCAGAGGAAGAGGCCGCCAUAAACGACUACAAAAAGAUGUAUGAGAAAGCAUUGGCCACCAAUCAGAGGCUCAAAUCCAGACUGGAGACGAGUAAACAGGAACUAACUGUGAUCCAGGACCAGCUGCAAAGAGCACAGAAAGGGCGACCAGGAGCUUGUGGAUCCAACAUGCUAGAGACUGAGAAGAAGGAAAGUUGGGCACUGAAAAAGAGAAUAUCCGAUAUAGAGGAACAAUUAAAGGUGAAAGCAGACCUCAAGGUGGAGAACCAGAGACUGAAGGAUGAGAAUGGGGCCCUCAUCAGAGUCAUCACCAAGCUGUCCAAAUGAGACCAACUGCAAAACGCUAUGCUAUUUAUUGUGUAUAUAGUUAAGUACCGUAUUGAAACACCAAAUGUGUAUUAGACCCACUUAGAUUAAUGGCCUGCAUACAAUAGACGUUGUCACAUAUUUUUUAUUUAUUUUUUAAUUCAAAUCAACUUGAAUAAAACACUGUCACU
Messenger RNA from Periophthalmus magnuspinnatus, 872 nucleotides. RefSeq names its product protein phosphatase 1 regulatory subunit 12B-like. Gene Ontology annotation, molecular function: enzyme inhibitor activity; protein kinase binding; phosphatase regulator activity. The coding region runs from base 145 to 702 and encodes 185 amino acids. The transcript has 7 exons. Gene Ontology annotation, cellular component: cytoplasm. The record is from RefSeq and is a predicted model, not a curated record. Lineage: Eukaryota; Metazoa; Chordata; Actinopteri; Gobiiformes; Gobiidae.